GGUCUCUCAAACACCGAAAUGCCAGACAGUUAUUAGCCAUGACAGCGGCGGAGCAGCCUCUAAAGAAGCGAAAAUUGUACGAGCUGCCACCAGAACCGCCUCAAACUGUCGCCGAGGCAGAAAGCUGUGUGGUUCCUCCACAAACACCGCCACCGCUUUCUCAAGAUGAAAUUCAAGCAAGGCGAAGAAACAAAGACGAGAUUCGAAGCGUGUACGAUUGUUAUAAAAGACUUAAGGCUUGCAUUGCUCAACAGGAUGCUCGUCACUUGCCUGAGCUUGAACAAGCUUAUCUCUCUCUCAUCAGCGCUUCUCGAGGCUGUGCAAGUGUGCAACGUAUUGUAGCUGAUCUUGUUCCUCGAUAUGCAUCAUACUGUUCAACUGCUCUGGAAGCUGCAGCUAAAGUUGUCAUAAACAUGCAUAAUUGUAGUUUGGCAGUGAUAAGUAGAGGAGAUGAUUCUGAUGGUGUUGCAUUUCAGACUGCUAAAGCAUGCAUUUUUGGUCUUGUUGAUAUUUGUUCUACUGCUUCUUCAGAAGCACCAACAUCAUCUGUCAUCCGAGGCAUCUGCUCUGCAGUGUUUCAUAAUGUACUGGUCUUCUUCUUAUCCUUCUUCGAUGGAAAAGAUAUUUUUCAUAAUGUUGAUAAAGAGAUCUUGAAGAUGCAAAAUUCCAAUGUGAUCUUUCUGGAACUAAAGAAAAAGUACUCUGAAGAGGAUGAGUCUUCAUUGAUUAAGUUGUCCAAGUUUCGUGCACUAAGUCUACUUCAGAUUUUCUUUUCUAGUCCUAAGAAUUUACUUGCUGCAUGUUUUGAGCUCUUCAAUCCUGCUGCAUCAGAGGGAGUUCAUAGAGGAAAAUAUUUUUUAACUCAAAUAACAAGCAGGCUUGAUGGUGAUGCUGUGGCCUACCCUUUAGAUAUAAGAGGCGAUGAACCUAAAUCUGCUGAAAAAAACCCUGAAGGCAUGGAGGCUUGUAAUGAUCAGCUAGUAUCUGGUGGAAACAAAACUUCAAUCGACACCUCUCCUGUUCCAGAGAGUUGCUUGUUGGGACUGGUGCUUGGCAAAAGUCCAUCUUUGAGAAGUUGGAUGUUUUCAAGGUAUAAGAAGUUAUGUAGCUCAUCCUCUUCAAUUGCUGUAUCAGAUAUUACAUCUUCUUUGAAAGCAAUCUUUGAAGCAUUUCCUGAAGUGGCUAAAGUGGAAGCUACUGAAGCUGAUAGUGAUGAGGGUGAUUCUGAUGCAUCAAAGUGUGUUAAUCGGAAAUAUUUUGUGCCUAGGAUCUCUAAUCAACAUGAAACCUCCAGGGAACUAUCAGGAAAAGAUGGUAAUUCAAGAGUGCACGAUGGAUCCUGUGAUGAUAGUUUGACUGACAAGUUUUCUGGACAAUAUCCGAAACCUCGCAUUUCAGUUAGCCCCCUUGAAACUGAUCUCCACUCGAAUGCAGGUUCUAGUCAUGAUAGUGGUGGCACAAAGUCAAUGGACUUUGAGACUAGUGACCAUGCAGAAUACUCAUGUGGCAGGCCUUCCAUUCCCAGAGACUUAUCCAACCACCAAAUGCUUUCACCUGUUGCUAAAACACCAUUAGACUUCCGGAGUAAUUCAUUUGAGAGAAGAAAUAAUUUUCCUGCCUUGGGAUCCUCGGAUGGAGGCACUAGUGAUGCUUUGGUAUCUCCUAAUGGCCAGUCAACAGUGCCAUAUGCUUCCACAACAUCUCAAAUUGUUUGGUAUUUUGAUGGGGAUCCUGCUGCCAUGGAUAUUUUUUCUGCUUCUAAGCAAUUAUGGUUGGGUUCUUUUGGACCUGAUGUAUCUGAAGGUCAUAUAAGGUUUCAUCUUGAGAGGUUUGGUCCAUUAGACCAUUUCUUUUUCUUCCCAAUCAAAGGAUUUGCUUUGGUUGAAUACCGAAACAUAAUUGACGCCAUAAGAACUCGAGAUUAUAUUCGUGGCAGUUUUCCUUGGCACAUAAAGUUCAUGGAUAUAGGAUUGGGAACUAGGGGUGCCAUAAAUGGUGCUGUGGUUGGUUCUAGUUCUCAUGUUUAUGUAGGAAAUGUUACAAGCCAGUGGGCAAGGGAUGAAAUUCUGCAUGAAUCAAGUAAGGUUGUGUACAAGGGUCCUUACUUUGUCACUGAUCUUAGUUGUGAAGGUGCAUUAUUAAUGGAAUUUGAAACUCCUGAAGAAGCUGCCACUGCAAUGGCUCAUCUUAGACAGCUUCGUAAGGGCAGAAGUAACUAUAUGCCACCUUUAAAUGCAGGGCCUGUUAAUCUUGCAAUAUCCCAUAUGGAUGUUGCAAGGUCUGCACCUUCUGCCCCUGUUCCUGUCCAUGCUGACAUGAGAAGCAGUCAUAUGGGCAACAUGUCUACCAGUGCUUUUGGAUCACCUUACAGUGCCCCUUUUCGCGGUCCAAGUCAAGCAGCAAAACACCAUGCUUCACCAUACACUGUUAGACCUGAGGGCAGCUCAAUGGAGCUUGUAUCCCCCAGAGUAAUAUCUGAGAAUCAUGGAACUGGAGUACAAGGUGGACACUCAUUUCAGCCAAAUUGGCCUGUUUCUACUCAUGCAGAGAUUCCUGAAGUUGGGGUUAGAAAAAAUGAUGGUCUUGACAAUAACAUAAUGCUUAAUCCUUCACAAGGAGGUAAUAUGCCAUGUUUUCCUAUCGCAACACAGGGACCUAUUCCACCACCACAACAAAUCCAGCCAUCACCGUUUUUGCGACCUGCUUACCCUCCUCCAAACAGUUCCUGGGAUGCAAGAGGUUCAAAUCAUCACUUCCCUUUAAAUCCGAUAUCGCCCAGUCUUGUGCCCAAUACCUUUCAUGGAAAUGUAGUUGCACCUCCUUUCAUACCCCCUUCAGUGACUCCACUUGUGCAGAUACAGGGAGCAUCAAUGCAGAGUUAUGAUCAGAUGUUUUCUCAUCCUGUUGUACCACCACCUCAGCCUGAAGAUCCUCCACUGUUGCCUCCAUCUCCACCACCUUUGCCUCAGUCUCAGCCCCCUUUGGUUCCACCUCCACCUAGUUCUCCCCCUCCCCCUGCACCUCUACCUGCUGCAGAAUCAACUGAAAAGGAAAUUUCUGGACAAUUAGUCCAGUUCCAGUGGCAGGGAACACUAUGCAAGAGUGGUGUUCACUACUGCACAAUCUAUGCUCAACGAGAGGAUUCAGAUAUUUGCAAAUAUUUGAAUGACAUUGCUGAACCUGCUGAAUGGCCUGCUAGAUUAGAUAUGACCAAAAGAACAGAUUUUCGGCAUGUGAAGUCAACAUUUACUAGUACCCCACCACAUAAAAGGGAGGUAUGUCGGCUGAUACCAUCUUCUUCCGGUGACCACAAAGGCUUUCAGGAUUUUAUAUCAUACCUGAAGCAGAGAGAAUGUGCCGGAGUAAUCAAGAUUCCUGCUCUAAAACCCAUUUGGGCAAGGCUUCUCUUUAUUCUUCCUUAUUCGCAGGAACUGUGCUCCAUGCUUUCAGUUGCACCUGAUCCAUCUGACUGUCUCUAUGCUUUGGUUUUGCCCAAAGAAACAAAUUUUGAAUGGGUAUGAACUUCAUUGAAUGUGAUUGAACAAAUUCUUCUACUCCAGAUUUCCUCUAAUCAGCUCUCUUUAAUAACCGAUUCAUCAUUAAUCAUGUCGAACCGGUAUAAGAAACAAGACUUUAACAAUAACACCAGUAACAAGAAGUAUGUUCCCAGGAACAAACAAAAUUUUUUCCCAGAAAACCUUAACGCCACUACUCUAUCAAAAUCCCUUAGACAAAAUUCCGAUGUGGCGAUAUCUAGUAGGGCCACGUCAUCCGGAGGCAGAGCAUCGAGCCGUGACGCAGGAGCUUCAGCCCAUACUCAUUCUGGUAAUUUUGUAAAUUACUUGCCUCAGGACGAAGCUGUCGCUGCUGGGCUUAGCGCUGAUGAGGGAGGAUUGGAUCCGGUCGAAUCGCAGAGGGUUGUUGAUCUGUUGAACAGGGAGUUGUCUAGGUUGCUAAAACUAAAGCCUAGAGAUUUCUGGAGAGAAGUGGCUAGUGACUCGUCAUUGCAUGAGUUUUUGGAUACUUUCUUAAAGUUCAGAAGCAGAUGGUAUGACUUUCCCUAUCGUGGAAUCAAGGGAAUAGUUGCAGGGGUCAUUGUAGGAGAGCUCGAAUUAAGCCGCCGUGUUUUUAUGCUAUUUUAUCGAAUAUCUUCUAGUAAGGAUCCUGGUGCCCGUGCUGCUGAUAGCCUUAGUUCUAAAGACCAUGCAGUCCUUUUGGAGGAAAAGAAGUUGCUUGACUUGCCUAAGCUGUUGGAUAUUUGUGCUAUAUAUGGUCAUGAAAAUGAAGAUUUGACCAGAUUGCUUGUCAGUAAUGCACUGAAAGUACAGCCUGGGAUUCAUAAUGAUUUUGUUGGAGUAUUGACUCAUUUCUUGGGUGUUGUCCACACAAUGCAUCAACGAUGCAGCUCGUCUUUAGAGGCUCUAUUUUCCUCUGGGCGCCAUGAAGACAAAGAUCUAGGUCGGCUUCAUGCUGAUCUUUUAGAGGUGAUGGACUUUAUAAAUGAUGCAAUUGUUUCCAUGGAUGCUUUAGUUACUGCAUACAAACCGGCAGCUCUGAUCUUCUUGAGCCCUGUCGAGAUGAGUUUUGGAAAUGAGGAAUUGCUCAGCACCCUCACCCAGCUGCAUGAUUCAUUGCUACCAUCUUUUCAGCAUGGGUUUCAAAUUUUGUUAAAUGCUGGAGAAGAUGAAAUGAUAUCCAACAUUGCUAUUAGUUUGAAGAUGUUAUCAAUGAGAAUAGUCAAAUUUGGUUGGAAAUUAUUAGAUGUUUGCUAUCUAAGCAGUGAAGUGUUCGAAGAUGGUCUUUCCAUUUCAGGUGUCACAAAAAUGUUUCCUGCUAAAGUGGAGGAUCCCUUCAUUCGGGCAGAUAUUGUAGUUCAAACUUUAAGGGAGAUCAAUGGAGUUUCACUGCAAGUUCAGGACCAAAACAGGGAAACAUUUCUUACAGAAGUUGAAAGGAAGUACAAUUUACUUAGAAGACUUGAGAAUCUACAGAAUACUGGAUGGAUAUUCAUGGAGGAUGAACAAUUCCAAUAUUUAUGUGGGAUCAUGUGUUCUUCAAAAGGUCUUGCUAAGAAGCAGGCCCCUGCUGCUUCUGUGAUGAGCAGCAAGAUGCAUAUGGAUGAAGAUACUGUGAUCAUGGAGUCUAAAAUCAGUCAAGUCAAGGACCUAUUUCCUGGUUAUGGUAAAGGGUUUAUUGCUGCAUGUCUUGAAGUUUACAACCACAAUCCAGAAGAGGUUAUUCAAAGGAUCCUUGAGAAUACUCUCCAUGAUGAUCUACAAUUGUUAGAUACUUCUUUAGAGAUGAUGCCAGUUCCCAAGUCUACCUCGACCAUAAGCAGGAAUGAUAAAGGGAAGGGAAAAUUAAUUGAACCUACGAUGCCAAACUCUGCUACUUCUGUGGCUGUUGUUAGUGAGCAACAAACUGAGAGGUCCUCGGUUUCAUCAUCAUCUACAGUUGGGAGGUACAUUAGGAAGUCUAAAGCUGACUUGCCUGAUAAUGUUACCCUUGAUACCAGAGAUGAAAAUGAUAAUGCACGAACUAGUGCUUUGGUUUCCCAGUAUAUGUAUGAAGAUGAGUAUGACGAUUCUUUUGAUGACCUGGGACAGAGUGUUGUGGAGUCAGGAUUUGAGGAAAAUGAGAUACUGGGAGACAGGAUCAGUUCCGGUUUGGGUAACUCUUUGAGUACACAGACUGGUAACUCUACUCAGGAAGUUCCUAGUUCAAAAUGUGGAUCCAAGAAAAAGCCCCAAUAUUAUGUUAAAGAUGGUAAGAAUUACAGUUACAAGGUUGCAGGCUCUGUUGCGGUUGCAAAUGCUAAUGAAGCAUCAUUAGUCACUCAAGCUCAGGAAGAAUUAAUACAUGGACUUGGACGUGGUGGCAAUCUUCCUCUAGGUGCUGUUAAGAAGCUAAUGGAGCAUGAGCAGGAUAAGCAGUCUGAUAUUUCCGAGGUGGAAGGUAGAGAGAAUAUGAGAAAUUCUUGGGGCCGGGGUAGAAGGGGAGGAAGAUUGAGAGAUGCCAUUGAGGAGCAAGAUAACAAAUCUAAUGGUACCGAUAUGAGAGGGAGAGGGAAUAUGGGAAAUCAUAGGGGCGGAGGAAGGAGGGGAGGGGGAAGAAGUCAUUACAGAAAAGACCGGGCCAUGAAUAAACACUUUACUGGUUUGAGCGGUCAUUAGACACCAUUUAAAUAUAAAGAAAAUAGAGACGCUAUUCUUUUUUUCAUGUAUUCAAAACAAUAGAGAAGUUUUGUCGAUGGUAACAAAAACUUCUCUAUUGUUUCGUUUUAAGUCAUCCAGUCUUGGUUGACCUGGCGUUUAUACAAUUUUUGAGCGGCAUACAUGUAACUUAUUGCAUUUCAUAUAAUAGAUUUUACAUGUUUUCUGUAUA
Molecule: messenger RNA, 6384 nt
Organism: Mangifera indica (mango)
Lineage: Eukaryota; Viridiplantae; Streptophyta; Magnoliopsida; Sapindales; Anacardiaceae
Exons: 18
Molecular function (GO): nucleic acid binding; ubiquitin binding
Source: RefSeq, a predicted model, not a curated record